UUCCUCUGCAAUGGCAGGUCGCAAGGACGGGACGCGGGGAGGGGCCAUGGCGGGAAGGCUCGUCUUCUGCAUGUGCGUGACUUUUCUUUGUGGUACGAUCGUUUCGAAUCCGAUGCAAGGAGGCGAAGUGGCAAGACUGAAUCUCCGAGCUUACCGGCCUCGUGCUGGCCAUUCCUUGGAGGGCCUCAGAUUACGAGGAGGAGCCGAAGGUCAUGUGCCAGGAGUAGCAUGGUCGCAGCGACAGAACACCCUGUUGUUCAAGGUUGACGUCCCGCAUGAUGCUGCUUCGGUUGUGGAUGAUUUGAAGCUCUCUGGCAACAAAUUGACCUGGCAAGGAGAACUUGUCAACUUGAACCUGGAGCUCUACGGCAGUGUGGAUGAGAAUUCGAUCAACAAGAAGUUCGAUGGAGGACGUAUCGUGACUGUGGUAGCGACAAAGUCGACCAAGGAGUGGUGGCCGCGACUUACCUCUGGUCCCAAGCCCGCCAACGUCAAGGUAGAUUGGGCAACCUGGCAAGACGAUGCGGAAGAUGAAACAGCCAAGUACGACUCUAUCGGAAAAACAGGAGAAGGGAACUUUGAUGACGACUUCAACUUCGAUGAGCUCAACAAGGGCAAGGACAACUCCAAGUGGGCGGAAAACGAUGAUGCUCCAGAAGAGAAUGACGAUGGAGAUGCAGACGACAAAGAAGAAGCAAAGAAUGAUGGGGUUGAGAUCAUGGAAGACGAGGCUGAAAAAGGCAAGGAGCCCCCGGCUCAGAAGGAAGGCGAUGGAGACAUGCCUGAUGCGUGAAAUGUGACCCGAAUUUUCC
Messenger RNA from Guillardia theta CCMP2712, 812 nucleotides. RefSeq names its product HSP90 co-chaperone p23 (gene sP23). Gene Ontology annotation, cellular component: nucleus; cytosol. The coding region runs from base 11 to 793 and encodes 260 amino acids. The transcript has 5 exons. Gene Ontology annotation, molecular function: Hsp90 protein binding; protein-folding chaperone binding. NCBI's taxonomy places the organism in Eukaryota, Cryptophyceae, Pyrenomonadales, Geminigeraceae. Gene Ontology annotation, biological process: protein folding; chaperone-mediated protein complex assembly. The record is from RefSeq and is a predicted model, not a curated record.